Acanthopagrus latus (yellowfin seabream) is the source of this 7528-nucleotide messenger RNA. RefSeq names its product golgin A4 (gene golga4). Gene Ontology annotation, molecular function: small GTPase binding. The transcript has 25 exons. The record is from RefSeq and is a predicted model, not a curated record. Gene Ontology annotation, biological process: Golgi vesicle transport. Bases 690 to 6818 code for a protein of 2042 amino acids. Lineage: Eukaryota; Metazoa; Chordata; Actinopteri; Spariformes; Sparidae. Gene Ontology annotation, cellular component: Golgi apparatus.
AAAGUGAUCACAGUCCUCCUCACUGACCUCAGAAGCUACUCACUUAGUUUGCCACUUUUGGACGGACUGUGGAGGAGCAUUGCAACAGCGUUACUGUGCAUGUCACAGGUGUGUUGCUUAGUUUCAGAGAAGUUUCAAGAUGAAAAGGUUGGGAGACACUGUACCACUGUGAUAAAUAAAUCAGUAUUGAAUGAAGAAACACAACAUUGUUUUAACAACCUCAUUCACUCAAAAGUAAGUUUCAUAAACUCAGAACUUAAUUCUCAGGAAAUUGUCCCUUGUAAAGUCAGUUUGUCCUCUAACAAGUUACCCGACACAUACAAGACCACAAUACGAAGGCAUGCUGACACAACAGCCUGCCAAUGUGUCAAAAAGAAUUUUCAUGCCAUCCUAUAUCGUAACACAAAGACGAUAAUUACUUAGAGCUAUGGCUACUACAAUAAUAUCGUUCUUCCUCCAAGGGUGGCGCUGUAGCUUAUUUAUCCCGGACUGGUCCUUUAACUGUGACGUUUUACUUUUCUUCCACGUUGGCCGCACAUGCGCAGAGAGCGCGUUCACCUGCUGGAAAUCAGAGGCGAACAAGGAAGUCUAGCACCGAGGGCUGGAUGUCAACUUAAAAGAAACUAAAUACAUCUCCGCCGGAUAGUAGUCAUCUACUCGUCAGCUGUUUGCUCCAUCGGCGUGGCGAGAUGUUUAAAAAACUGAAGCAGAGGAUUAACGAGGAGCAGUCUCCGCAGAGGAAUGCGCAGUCACCACAGCAGGCCCAGACAGGUGGUGGAGACCGGCGCGGCAGCCAAACCCUCCCGUUUCAUCCAGAUGGCACGCCCUCCCCCAGUGACAGAGAGGUGCUGGCCGGGAUGAUAGCAGAGCCCGCUUUUCUCUCUGAGUAUACUAUCUUUGCUCUGGACCAUUCAAAACGACCCAAAACGGCCCAGGUAGCCAGUGUGAAUGCCUCUAAAGGACCAGCAAGGUCUCCCAGAGGUAGCAUCAAUGGGGACGGAAGUGCCUCUCCUCAUAGAGAGGAGACGCCGUCACUUGUCCAAAAAUUGCAGUUAAAAGUCCCCUCGAUGGAGUCGUUGAUUCGUGGCGGUGCCAGUCGCGCAGAGAACCUGUUCCGCUCUCCCUCUAAAGAAAACCUGGUCCGAAGCUCAUCACGAGACUCUCUGACGCCUUUGGGAGAAAAUGAUUCCCUCGGUGCCCCUAUGUAUGAUCCCCCCUCAGAUAUUGAGAGCGAGGCUGAGGAGCCACCAGGAACUACAGAGUCCCUCUCCAAAGAGCAGCUGAUGCACCGACUGCUCAGAGUGGAGAGGAGCCUGGGGAAGUACAGGGGGAAGUACUCAGAGCUGGUUACAGCGUACAGAACAGUGCAGCGAGAUAAAGAAAAAACACAGGUUAUCCUCAGUCAGAGUCAAGAUAAAGCUCUCCGCAGGAUAGGGGAGCUGCGGGAGGAGCUUCAAAUGGACCAGCAAGCCAAGAAACACCUACAGGAAGAGUUUGAUGCUGCGCUGGAGGAGAAGGAUCAGAUGAUUACUGUACUGCAAACACAGGUUGCUCUGUUGAAGAAACGAGCUAAGGGUUUCUCUGACGGUCCUGUGCCUCCUGAGGAUGACGUCCCUCAAUCUGAAGAUGCUCCGGACUCUUCCACACAGAGUCCUUCAAAGGAGCAGGGAGAGGAAGUCACUGAAGGAGAGGGCAACAGUGAUCCGACCAAACUCAUGGAGGCCCUGCAGAAGAGAGUUAAGAGGCAGGAAAACCUCCUGCAGAAGUGCAAAGAAGUGAUGCGCACACACAAGGAGAGGAGCGCCCAGCUGGGCACAGAGAAUGAAACUCUGCAGGAGCAGCUGCAGGAGAGGCUGCAGGAGCUGGAGAAGAUUAAGGAGUUGCACACAACAGAAAAGACAAAGUUGAUCACUCAGCUUCGUGAUGCAAAGAACCUCAUUGAGCAGCUGGAGCAGGACAAGGGUAUGGUCAUUGCCGAGACAAAGCGCCAGAUGCAUGAGACACUGGAAAUGAAAGAAGAGGAGGUUGCACAGCUUCGCUCCAGGCUCCAGCAGGCAACUGCCCAGAAAGAAGAACUACAGGAACAGAAAGAAAAGGCUGAAAAAUCAGCAUUUGAAGAACUUGAACGUGCGCUGGGUGUAGCUCAGAAGGCCGAGGAGGCCCGAAAACAGCUGCAGGUUCAGCUGGAGGAGAGAGUGAAAGAAGUCGAGAGGGUCAAUGAGGAAGAGAGGAAGAGUUUGCAGGAGAAGCUCACACGGGUCAAACAGGAGGUCGUCACCAUCAUGAAGAAAUCAUCAGAGGAAACAGUGGUCAAUAUGGAAAAACUCCACAAGGAAGCCCUGGCUGCUAAAGAAGAAGAGAUGAGUGCCAGAAUCAACAAAGCUGUCGAGCAGUGCAAAGAGGAGUUUGCCCAGUUAGGUAAGGAGCGAGAUCAGCAGGCAUCUCUGGCGCUGGAGGAUGUAGAGUUACAGAAGACGGCCAUACGGACAGAGGCUGAUAACAAGGUUAAAGAUAUACAGCUGGAGCUGGAGGCUGCAAGGACUAGAAUACUUGAGCUGGAGAGCUCUCUCGAGAAGAUCUCACAAGAUGGAUCCUGUCUGUCCCAUGAACUUUCCAAGCAGUUGGACGAGCUGAAGGAUAAACACAAAGAGCAAAUCUCUGCAUUAGAGGAAAAGCACCAGGAGCAGCUGGAAAAGCACAAGGGCACCCUAACCCAGCAGCACGAUGCUGCUCUCGAGGAGCUCAAGGAAAAACACCAAGCUGAAGUAGAGACCCUCCUGAAAGAUAAAGAACUGCAGUUCCAAGCACAUGUUGAAGACAUGAACCAGAAAACUUUAGAGAAACUGGAAGCAAAGCAGUCAGAGCUGGAGGCAGUUUCCGCUGAACUUUCUGAGGCUUUGAAGGGUAAACAGCUCCUGGAGCAGAAGUUGGUUGCAGCUGAAGAGGUUCAUAGGUUAGCUCAACAGGAACAUGAGAAGAGGUUUCAAGAGUGGGAGGCAAAGCACAAUGUAGAGCUGGCAAAUAUCAAACAGGAGCAUGAGCAGUCUCUUGGAGGAAUAGAGAAAACUCUGAAGGAGGAACUUAACGCAUUGAAGAUUGUUCUGAGGGAAAAGGAAAAGGAAAUUAAAGAACACAUGCUCAAGCAAAAAACAUUACAAGAGGAAUCACAAGAGCUAAAUGUCAAGGUAAAGGAAGUGGAGGAGCUGCAGCAGUGUUUAUCGCAAUCCAAGCUGGAUAAUGAGAGCCUAAAGGAAUCUAAUGCACAGCUGAGUGAGAUCUCAAAGGAUCUUGAUCAGUGUAGAAAGGAUUUGUCAGAUUUGGAGCAUCAGUUGGAAGUAGCAAAGAAUGACUGCCAACAGAAAGAGAAGUCGCUUCAAGAGCUAGAGCAGCAAUUACAACAAAGCAAAAAGGAGCUGUCAGAGAAGGAGAAGUCAUUUACUGCAGAGCUGAACACUAAACAGGAAGAACAGACCUGCCUCAUGAAACUGCUGGAUGAUGAAAAAGCUGAUCAUGAGAAGAAGUUGAAAAACACUAUAAGAGAGAGGGAUGAGAUAGAAACUAAGCUGAAAACACAGGAAACAAAAAUGGAAAAGCUUAAACAGAAAGCCAAAGACAUGCAUGAGAGCUAUAAGAAAAAGAUUCAGCAGAAUGAAGAAAACAUGAAGAUAGAACUUGCAAAGAAGGAGAAAGAGCUUCAGCAGAAAGAGCAACAAGUUCAAGAGAAAAUCAUAGAGAUGGCUCAAAAGAGUUCCCAGGGCCUGAGCAGCACAGUGUCCGAGCUGCAGGCCAACCAUAAGGAAGAGGUGGAGAAGCUACACGACACCCACAAGCAUGAGAUUGAGGAGCUGGAGCGUCGGUUGCAGGAAAAGUUAGCACAGCAAGAGGAGGAAUUAAUGGAGAAACACUCGAACAUAUUACAGGAGAAGGCUCAGGAACUGGAGGAAAUUUCUCAGCAACUUAGCCGAGGCAAACAGGAGAACGAGCAAGUGUUGUGCGAAUUGAAGGAUCUAAAGGAGGAGCUGGUGAUUCGAGAAACCACCGUGCAGAAGCUGCAAGAAGAGCUGAACGAAGCAGCGGUUAAGCUUGAAAGUUUGUCUCAGGCUGAGGCGCUGCUGAAAGAGCAAAUGGAGUCAGUGGAGAGAAACCUCAACCAGGCUCUGAACGAGAGGAACUCGCUGCAAGACCAGCUUAACGCAACCAAGGAGGAGGACACAGAGAAGUUGAAGACCUUGUCAGAUAAGCUGGAGGAAACGGAGAUGCAACUGAAAGCUCUUGAAGGUUCCAGAUGUAAAGAGACUGAGGAGUUGCAGACUAAAUUUGAGGAAAGUUCCUCUCAGCUACAAGCUGCUAUCCAUACUAAAGAAGAAAGAAUUUGCACUUUAGAGGAGAAUCUCCGCCAGCAGACGGAGGCAAAUAAGAAUCUAUGCAUUUCAUUAGACCAGAUGACCGCUCAGGUAAAUGCUCAAACGGAGCAUGUCGAAGCCUUAACACAUGAGAAGGAGAAUAAUUCUCAGUCUAUCAGUGAGAAAGUUCAGAAAAUUGAGGAGCUGAGUGAGGCAAACAGAAUCAUAUCGGAAAGUAUUAAAGCGAAUGAGUUGCGUAUCAGCGACUUGGAAAGCAUCAUCAGUGACUUGAAAAAUCAGCUAGCAAGUAGCAUAAAAGAGAAGGAGGAAGCCAUAAAUCAGCUGAACCAGCAGUAUGAAGAGGAGAGACACCAGGCGGCUGAAACCAUAGAGAGAUUAGAGCAGGAGAGAAAGUCUGCGUUAGAGCAGGCGGAUGUACUCAGGAGCAGUCUGUCUGAGUACGACACCAAGUUCACCCAGAAUGACAACACUAUCAUGUGUCUCCAGGGCAGGCUUGACGAGCUGGAGCGCGAAAUCGCUGAAAAGAAUGAAGCCCUGCAAACGCUGACAGCAAGUAUUGACAAUCAGUCCAUCAGCAAGUCGGAGAUGGACCAGGUGUUGAGUGAGAAAGAGCAGAAGGUCAGCGGACUCACCUCGGAGCUGGAGGGUAGCAUCAGUCGACUUGGCGAGCUCCAGGAGCAGUUAGCCUUAAAGACAAAAGAGUGUGAACAACUCACAGCUGACCUCAAACAGCAGCACAGCAUCAGGGAGAGCGAAAAGAAAGAAUUGGUAGAGCAGCUGCAGCAGACCCAGAUGCAGUGCACUCAGAACGGUAAUUUGGAGCAGGAGAUGGUAGAAAAACUGCGCUCCCUGGAGGAAGAGUGUAAACACAAGCUUGAAAGUCAAAGGGCGGAAUUCGAAAAAGCAAAAGAUGAGAUUCUACAGAGCAAAGAGGAGAAUCUGAAGGCAACUGAAGAGAAGUUGUCUGCAGAGAGUGCCCGGAAAGUGUCCGAGCUGAAGAAGAAAGCUGAGCAGAAAAUCGGUCAGAUUAAGAAACAGCUAACCUCACAGCUUGAGGAAAAGGAGCAGGUGAUCAAGUCUCUUCAAACGAGCCUGGACGAAAUGAAGAGCAACGAAACAGCCGGCAAACAACAUGCAGAAACGUUAGAAGAGAAAACAAAAACCCUCGAGGAUGCUCUCGUCAAGCUUAAGGAAGAGCAGGAGAAAAAUCUUGAGCAGAUUCUGAGUAAUGAAAGGCUUGAGAAAGAGAAGUCUUUAGAGGAAUUGAAAAAUGCGUACGAAGAGAAGCUGCGAGAUGUAGCGCAACAAGGGGAGCUCAAAGAAAAUGAAUCAGCACUACAUGAAAUCGAGGCCAGGCUCAAAGAAGCAGAAGAGCAGAAUGGAAACCUCGCCGCGGAAAUUAAUCGGCUGAGAGAAGAAAUAUGCGAGAAGGAAGCUCAGCUUGAUCAACAUCAGGAAACUAUUAAACAGAUCCAGAAUUCAUCACGACCUGAGGCCGAGACGAUGGUGGAGUGUAGCAGCGUACAGCAAACCAUGAGCGCGAUGGAAAACCACUCGACGGAAGACGGCGAUUCUCUCGAGUCUGUCAAGAGUAAUCUGAGUCAGGUGAAGAACGAGAAGGAGAAAAUCCUCAAGGACUUCACCAGGCUACAGAAAGACAUCCGAUUACUGAGGAAGGAGCACGAGCAGGACCUUGAAUACAUGAAGAAGGAGUUGUUAGAGGAACACGAGGAAAAGCUAAAAUUAGAGUUGGAAGAUGUGGAAAUGAAGCACAAUUCUGCCAUCAAGCAGCUAAUGAGAGAGGUCAACACUCAACUGGCCUUGAAGGAGGCGGAGCUAAAUACGGCGGUGAAGGAGGCCAUUGCAAAAGCCCAGAGUGUUGAAGCAGAGCUCAUCAGUAUCCACCGUGAAGAAGUCAGUCAGCUGAAAAAGCUUGUUGCCCAGAAGGAGGAUGAUUUGCACAGAACUGUUCAGAAGUAUGAACAGGUUUUACAGAGUCGAGAGGAGGAGAUGGGUGACAGAGUGUGGCAGGUCCAGAAAGAACUGGAGGAGCUGCAAGGAAGGAGCCGUGUCACAGUUGAGGAAGAGAUGACCCCAGAAGAACUACAGGCUCAGCUAGCGGAGAAGACAACUUUGCUGAGCGAGGCUCGACUGAAGGAGCAGGGCUUUAUUGAGAAAAUUCACUCGCUUGAGGACAAGAUUAAAUGUUUCCACCGGAGCACUGUUGUAACUCAUCUUGGGAGCACAUUUAAAGAUCCUGGAUUCAACAGCUCAGAUUCACUCUCAGAGGCCACAGAGAUGGAGUACCUGAGGAAGGUGUUGUUUGAAUACAUGAUGGGACGGGAAACAAAAACGAUGGCCAAAGUGAUUACCUCGAUGCUCAAGUUUCCUCCGGACCAAGCGCAAAAGGUUUUGGACAAGGAAGAUACAAAAACGAUUACUUGGUUACGAUGAGUGUCUGAACAAUCCGUGUAAUUUGGGACGAGAAUCUGCUGCUAUUGCUGCUGAAGGGGAAAGACUGCCAUGGAUCUGAUGGAGCCCUUCUCUCUGCAUUUCCUGUCAUUUUUAUGUGUGUGUGUGUGUGUUUGAAUGUGUGUUUGAGCACACACUGGGACAUAAGUGUGUGGUGAGUGUGUGUGUGUGUGUGCGCGUGUUGUGCAGAAUGUUUGACUAUAUCUAAAGGUAUGAGGGAUUUAGAGAAUAUGCCAGAAACACAAAUCUUCCAUGAAUCCAAUUUUACUCUGAAAGAAUUAAGUUUGUUAAUUUAUACAUUUUAGAUUAAGUUAAAUUGUUUCCUCUUCGUUUUAGAAUGUGUUUAUACCGAUUGGCUUGUGCAAUAAAUAAUGUCACUAUCACGUCUUGAAGCUGACAGGUCAGUUGAUUUAUAGGUUUUCUGUGUUGUGCUGUUGUCUGAGUCACUUCCUGUGUUAAACUGUAAACGACCCUUUAACUGUGCACUCGCUCCACGUUAAGAUAUAUAUACACACUGGCCUCUGGACCUUGUUUGUUUAACACAGCUUUUCUAUGCUUUAUAUUUUGUCACUGACAUGAACACAAAAACACAAAAUGUAAAUUGUACUAUGAUAAUUGAAACUGUACUAUAGGGCACUAUAUGACUUACUAUACAUUUUCAGACUAACAGAUUAAAUCUUAUUUACAGAACA